UACGUCACUCCUCCUCAGUCUGUGGUUAGUUCUCACAGCUGUUAAGCUAACAGGCACAGUGAACGUAGGUCGACAGGUAGCCCGUCCAAUCAUUACAUGCAGGCUGAAUUAAAUUACUGGACCUAUUGGCUUAUUACAGCCAUGUGACAACAACAGAUACCUGAAUCUUGUUUGUUGUCAGAGCAUUUGAUUUAUUGAUUGCUGUUGGGAUGUAAAGGGAAUUGCAACAAAAUAUUAUUGAAGAAGAUCACCAACCUUAGCUUAAGUCAGUUUUCCCAGAGUCCUCCUGGUUUGACUGCGAUCCUCACGGUGUGUUUUCUGCUCAGUGCUGCUGACCUGGGUGAACUGCUCCAGCGUUCGUAUGGCCACCAGGAUCCAGGACGUCUUCACGGUGGGGAAGCUGAUGGCUCUGGGCCUCAUCAUUGUGGUCGGCCUGGUCCAGAUCUGCAAGGGGAACUACGAGGCGCUGACUCCCCAGGUGGCCUUCGCCAUGGAAAGGACGCCAACGGUGGGUCAGAUCGCUCUGGCCUUCCUACAGGCGUCCUUCGCCUUCAGUGGCUGGAACUUCCUCAACUACGUCACAGAGGAAGUGGUUGAACCCAGACGGAAUCUACCUCGUGCCAUCUACAUCUCCAUACCAUUGGUGACCAUUGUGUACACGCUCACCAACAUCGCCUACUUCUCCUCCAUGUCGCCCGAGGAGCUGCUGUCAUCCAAUGCCGUGGCUGUAACGUUCGGAGAGAAGCUGCUGGGAAUGUUCUCCGUCAUCAUGCCGAUCUCCGUGGCUCUGUCCACCUUCGGAGGGAUCAACGGCUACCUGUUCACCUCCUCCAGGUUGUGUUUCUCUGGAGCCAGAGAGGGUCACCUGCCCAGCCUGCUGGCCAUGAUCCAUUAUAAGAACUGCACACCCAUCCCUGCCCUGCUGGUCUGCUGCGCUGCCACGAUUGUUAUACUCUGCAUCGGAGAGACACACAACCUGAUCAACUAUGUCUCCUUCAUCAACUACCUAUCGUACGGCGUCACCAUCGCAGGCCUGCUCUACUACCGCUGGAAGAAACCCAACCUGUUCCGACCCAUCAAGGUGAACCUGUUGGUUCCUGUGUGCUACCUGAUGUUCUGGGCGCUGCUGCUGGGUUUCAGUCUUUACUCAGAGCCGGUGGUUUGUGGCGUCGGUUUAGUCAUCAUGCUCACCGGCGUACCCGUCUACUUCCUGGGCGUCCAUUGGAAAGAAAAACCAAAGUGCAUCUACAGCUUCAUUGAGAGGGCGACGUACGUGGGCCAGAGGUUGUGUUUCGUGGUCUUUCCUCAGUUCGACCCCAUCGAGAUCGCCGAUCCUUCAGAAUGGACUGACCGGUCAUCAGGCAGGAGCAGUUUGUCUGCCAAUUCUUAAAAAGACUUUUCUCUGAAUAUAUGAAGAUCAUUUUUUGUUUUUGCCUCUUUUUGCCUGUUUUUAUUCCAUCACCGUGUAAGUCCAGACACUUCUUCCUGGUUUGGGAGCUUCCUGUCUGACCUUUGACCCUCUGAGACUCUGGUUUCCCCUGCGGUCGAGUGGAAACGCCUGUUCUUCUGAGCGGGCGGCUCGCACUUUUUAUGUUCUCCUCUUUUCUACUAAGCCGUGAAGUUACAUCAACCUAAUACCAACGGUUUCACACUGUUGAAAAUGACUUUUAUUGCCAUUCUGGAUCCCAUUUGUUGCUGUUUUUUCCUGUAGCGUGACAGAACUCUGACCGACUGGCGGCUCUUUCUUCUGAAUGUUGCUGCUGUUUUAUCGUGCCUUAAAGCCUUUUCACACCAAGUCCCAAACCAAUCUGUCGCCAGUGUUCUGAAAAGAAUUAAGAAAAUGUAUUAUUUCAGAACAGAUCUGCAGUUGAGUGAAACCCCAAAGUACAACUCCAACAGCCUUCAUGUAUUUUUGUUCUUCUUUCUUGCUGCAUGACUGCUUGAAUUGUCAUGUUGUUCCCAGUAAUGUACACAUUUUUGACAUUUUUACCAAUCUUGCAUCCUGUUCUAAUGGAAAAAGAGGCUGAGACAGCAGUUUAGGCACGCGUGUCAGGAGAGAUCGAUAAUGCACACGAUAGUACCGUCCAUAUGAAGAGCCAAAGUGAAAACCAGAACGUUGGGUUCUUUAACAGAAAUAAGGAAACUUGAUUUUAAUCACAUUGGCAGAAAUGCAAAAAAAUAAGCAUUCUGUGUACUUCAUUCUUUGUCUUGAUGAGGGCGGCCAUGAUUUCCAUGGAUUUAAGUACAGACAUUCAUGUUCCCCAGAUGAUGAACCCUAAUGACUUUGGUGAUCCUCUGAUUGUUAAUUGUUGAUGUGUCCAACACUUGGGUUCACGACCAAAUAGCUGCAGAACUACUGACCUUCACAUCAGCCUCAGAUGGACUUUGUGUUAGCUCAAAAUAGCUAAUGUUAGCAUGCUAACACGCUAAACUGAGAAGGUGAACUUGGUAAACCUUAUACCUGCACAGAGCUGCAUGGCUGUAGACUGGUUUCAAUUAGAUGUUAAUGUUUAUUUCAUUGUACUGUCGUAGCCCAACAGAGGAGCUAGCCAAUCCAAUAGUUACCUUUUUAUCAGGACUGGAGUUUUCUGUUUCAUGCUAACAAAUGAAUUGUUGCUAACUUUAGUGUUUGAAUUCUUACAUCCUCUGAUAGAAACUAAUUUAUCUCAGAAUAUGGAAACACAACGCGUUUCACUUUUUCAGAAACACCAGUAAAAGAUUCUCUCAAUGAGAGAUUGCAUUGAGUCUCAGAAGCUAGCAGAACAGUGAACAGGCCGGAUGUCACACGUUAAGACUUCAGCUUUCUAUUUCCACAUGUUGUUGGUAAUCUGCCACAGAUACUCCUCCAAAAGGCAGGUUCACUGAGUCAUCUGGAUAAAUCUAGAACAUGUGCUGAUGUCAAAUCUUGGAACUCAUCCCGUUCAUUAUACAACUGCUGGUGCAAGUAUCAGCUGUUCGGACGAUGUAUUUGUUAAUACUAUAAAUUGAAUAUCAAUUUAAACUUCAAACACAGCGUAGAAUAAAAAUGCACCAACAAAACACAGUGUGCAGACAGCAGUGGUGGAUAAACAUAGUCACAGCUUUUACUUUAGUCGUAGUAGUAGUUAAGUUAGUAUACUACUAUUUGUUUGUAAUAUAAGACCUGCCCACAGGUAAUGAGCUAACCAGCUAUAGAAAAACUGAAUGGAACAUCACAAAUACCCAAAAACGUUUUUACGGCUUGGUCCAGAGAUGUUCUGUAAAAAGUACAAAAAGGUAAAUUACUCAUUAUGCAGACGGGCCCAUUUCACAAUAAUAUAUAUCCUAUGAUUGGAUUAUAUUUCUUGAUGCAUUGUCCAUCAUUUUUGUUCAUUAUAUUUUGAUUAUUUGUUGAUUAUAUUUUGUCUUUUUAAUCUGAAUCUGUAA
Anarrhichthys ocellatus (wolf-eel) is the source of this 3405-nucleotide messenger RNA. RefSeq names its product asc-type amino acid transporter 1-like. Gene Ontology annotation, molecular function: neutral L-amino acid transmembrane transporter activity; L-amino acid transmembrane transporter activity. Lineage: Eukaryota; Metazoa; Chordata; Actinopteri; Perciformes; Anarhichadidae. Bases 362 to 1390 code for a protein of 342 amino acids. The record is from RefSeq and is a predicted model, not a curated record. The transcript has 8 exons. Gene Ontology annotation, cellular component: membrane. Gene Ontology annotation, biological process: D-alanine transmembrane transport; D-serine transmembrane transport.